AAAAACCCUCGCUUGGCUGGUUCGUCGCUUCUCUCCGUGCCAGUCCACCCAGUAGAAAUCGUGCGAAGACGAAGAGGUUCCUGCUUGAACUGCGAAGGUUAGGGUUUUGAUCGUCAAAUGAUCCAUGGAUGAAGUGGUUGGAGAAGGCGCUUCAGUCCUAGCCGAGUCCCAUCCACCGGGCGAGGAGCGCACGCAGCUGGAGGCCGUCGAUAUCGGCCUAACUCAGUUUGACCAGGCGGACCGCAGGGGUGAAGCGGAUUAUUAUGCCGUUGAUAAAGGCUCCUCCUCAUUGUCGUUCCCCUCCGGCUUUGAUGCGAGCGCUCCGGAUCUUUUCGAGGCGUCGGAGCCCCUAGUCGAUGUCAGUUCCACCAGUGGUGACGGCACCGAUGGUGGGCGGGUGGCGGUAAUCGAUGUGGAUGACACGGAAAAUCCUCAGUGUGAGCGGGCAACUGGUUGUAUGACUGGGUUACCGGUGCCUCAGGGCUCCGCUGCUCCUCCCCUAUCUAACGGAGGAACUGAGAAAGCUAUCGCCUAUGAGCUUGAUUCUUCCAAAAUUGCUGUGGUUGAUGCUGAUACACUCCAAGAGGAGGGGAAGGCAGAGAGCGACCAUAUUCUGCAUUGCCAUCAAGUGAAGAACGAUGAGCAAGUAGGAACUUUGAUGCCUCAGGGGCCAGCUGAUGUUUCCAAUUGUGAUUUUGAUGGCGGUAAUCCAAAAAUCCCCGUGUCUGAGGCUGACACAAUUAUUUCCAGCCAUGCCACUGCUUCUGCUGUUUCUUCAGAUAUGGAAGUGUCAAAGAUGGAGGUGGAUACCACUACAAUUUCGCAACAUUGCAAGGACAGUUUCCAGGGAGAAGCAGUGCAUUCUCAAGGAGCAUCUGCUGUUUUUCCCUUCAAUUCUGAUGGUGUGAAAUUUUCAUCUUUUGAAAGUGACAAUGGUAUUAGUGCCAUAGCCAAUGUUGAUGUUGUGGAAGAAGCAGUUUUAAAAAUGGAAGUGGAUAGUUUCCCAGUGUCUGAAUGGCAGCAAGGGAAGGAGCAGGACAGUAUUAAGGAGGAGGACAGUGUUAAGGAGGAGGUUUUGGUGCCUCAGAGCUCUUAUAUCAUGCCUUCCUCUGGUUUUGAUGGUGAUCUUUUGAACUGUGAUGCCUUUGAGAUUACCGAUGCUCCCACCACUGCAGCUGGUGAUAAUCUUGUUCACUUUGCAACGUUGAAGGUGGAUGUUGAUACUGAAGCAAUUGCCGAAGGCAAGCAAGUCACCUGUGAAGAAUCUGAUGUUUUGAGGCACGUGUCAUCCAUCUCUGAGAGUGCACCUGAGAAAGUAGAGCCUUGUGAGCCCGUUAGUGUUGCCAUGCCAGGUGAUAAUGAUGCUAUGAAAGUGGAUAUGACAUUUACAGAUAUUGAUCAACUGGGUAAUGGGACACUUCCCAUAUGUGAACAGACCGUGGAUGUUGUGGUGGCUGAUAUUUCAAUGUCCAAAGACUCAUCUUCUGAGUUUCCUUUUGAUUCUGACCAUGGACUUCAGGACAUUUCUGUACAUGAGCCUGAUGUGACCACCAUUUCACUUGACAGUGCUGAUGUUGUGGAUGACGAAGCAAUGCAAAUGGAUGGAGAUGAUAGAGCUACUAUCUUGCAAAGAGGUGGACGGAGGAAGAGGGGUCGACCAUCAAAGACUCAAGUUGGUAGAACAUCAAGGCAGAAAGAAGCUGAAGAGGUGUGUUUUAUUUGCUUUGAUGGAGGUGAUCUUGUGGUUUGUGAUCGUAGGGGUUGUUCAAAGGUGUACCAUCCUUCAUGUGUCAAUAGAGAUGAGGCUUUCUUCUGUGCAAAGGGUCGUUGGACAUGCGGUUGGCAUAUAUGUAGCAGCUGUGAGAGAACUGCUCACUACAUGUGCUUUUCCUUCACAUACUCUUUAUGUAAAGGGUGUAUUCAAGAAUCUGGAUUUAUUUGCCUUAGAGAAAAUAAAGGGUUCUGUGAAGCUUGCAUGAGCACUGUGAUGCUGAUAGAGACAAAGGAAUAUGGGAAUGGACAAAUGAUUACAGUUGAUUUUGAUGAUAGAAGUAGUUUUGAAUAUUUGUUCAAGGACUACUAUAUAGCUCUGAAAGCAAAGUUGUCAUUGACAUUAGAUGAGUUGAUGAGCGCUAGAAAUCCAAUCAAGAAAUCUGAUGUUGCCACACUAACUAAUGGUUCUGGUAAUUUGCGUAAUCCUAGAGAACAGCAGGUAGCAUCUUCAGACAGCUCUUCAGACCAUAAAGAAAGAACUUCUAGGAGGAAAAUUAGAAAAAGAUCUAAGAAAUUUAUCAAUGACAAAGGGUCAGUAAAAGGAGAUUAUGUUGGUACAUCUGUCUCCAGGAACUCUGAGUGGGCUACGGAUGAACUUUUGGAGUUUGUAGCACAUAUGAGAAAUGGGGAUAUAUCUGCUUUAUCCCAGUUUGAUGUUCAGGCUCUUUUGCUUGACUACAUAAAGAAGCAUAAUCUUCGUGAUCGCCGUCGGAAAAGUCAGAUUGUUUGUGAUCCAAGGCUUGGAAAUCUUUUUGGAAAAGAGCGUGUGGGGCAUUUUGAAAUGUUAAAACUCCUCGAGUCACAUUUUCUCAUAAAAGAGGUAACAACACUAGAUAGUGAAGACAAGCAAGGAGGUAUAGUAGAUCCCGACUCUGACCCAGCAAAUGCUAAAGCAAAUAAUGAUCCAUCCACAAAGUUAACUCUUGAUAAGAGACACAAGGUUCAGAAAAAGGUGGAGGAUAAGGAACUUCUAAACAAUCUUGAUGAUUAUGCAGCAGUAGAUGUUCACAACAUUAGCUUAAUGUAUCUGCGUCGUAAUUUAAUGGAGAACUUGAUUGAGGAUGAUGAAUUUGAGGAGAAAGCAAUUGGAUCCUUUGUAAGAAUAAGGAUUUCUGGGCUGGGACAAUGGCAAGAUAUGUACCGGUUGGUCCAAGUUAUCGGUUCAGGCAAAGCAACAGAACAAUACAAAAGUGGAAAGGGGAUGACUGAUGUAACACUUGAGAUACUAAAUUUAAACAAGAAGGAGAUUAUUACAAUUGAUAUCAUCUCAAAUCAGGAGUUUACCGAGGAGGAAUGCAAACGCUUAAGGCAGAGCAUUAAAUGUGGGUUUAUUGGACGACUAACAGUGGGAGAAGUUCUGGAGAAGGCAAUGUCUCUCCAACAUGUAAGAGUAAAUGAUUGGUUGGAAAGUGAGAAAUCGAGGCUUGGUCAUCUUCAUGAUCGUGCUAGUGAAAAAGGCCGCCGGAAAGAGCUUAGAGAAUGUGUGGAGAAGCUACAACUGUUGAACACGCCUGAAGAGCGAGACCGCAGGCUGAAUGAAGCCCCUGAUAUACACACCGACCCACAUAUGGACCCAGACUUUGAGUCUGCAGAGGAAGAAGAGGCAGAUGUGGGAAAGCAUGAUUUCUAUGACAAGUUGAGAGAAUCUUCUUUCACUAGGAAUGGGAGGGAGGUAAAGUCUCCUGGGAAAGGAGGUUCAACCGAAAACUGGAGUAGUUUCCGGAAAAACUCAAACGUUUGUGAGUCAAACAGUUCUCAAAUUCAAGUUAGGCCUUUGUCAGAUUCCUUUUCUGGGAGACGUGUUGAUGCAACUGAUUUUUCCUUGAACCAGUCUAAUGACACGCACCAGCUAGUUUCUGAGGUUCCAAAAAAUUGUGUACUUGCAAGUGCACCAGAUGGCAGUCUGUACAACGAGAAGCAUCUUUCAAUGGAACAAUCAUCUGAGGGUCCGCAUGGUAAUCAAAAGGCAUCAUUGCCAGUUGGGAAUGUAACUAAAUCAAACACAAGUGAAUCAGAAACGAUUUGGCAUUAUAAAGAUCCAUCCGCAAGAAUCCAAGGACCAUUUUCAAUGUCUCAAUUGUGCAAGUGGAGUACAACUGGAUACUUCCCUCCUAAUUUGAUGAUUUGGAGAACUUCUGAUAAGCCUGAGGACUCUAUCACGUUGACUGAUGCAAUGGCAGGGAAAUUUGAGAAAGACUUGCCAGAGUGGGAACCUCCUUCUAAGAACACUGAGGACUUAGUUGAUGUUUCACCUACUUCAUUUAGUGUGGAAGGAAAUUCAGAAAGUGUUCGGAGAGGAAGUAAGGAAAAUACACAAAAGGUGAAGCCUUCUUCCUGGUCAUCUACAAACGUGGAUGCCCCUUCCAGCACAUCACCAAAUGCUGCCAAUAUUAGGGUUGGACAAGGACAAAAAAAAAGCCAAUUGAGUCACAGCCUAAUAGUCAGUACUAUGUGAAUUCUCAAUUCAAUAGCAACUCUACAAGUAAUCAAUUAUCCAGUACCAUUACAAAUAUCUCACUAAAUGACUCGUAUCAGCUGAGAAAUGAUUCUUCCAAUGUACCUACUCUGACUUCACAACCAAGCAGCCAAGGUUGGUCAAAUGCCAAAGGUUUUGCAAAUAAACAUAUGGCACCUAAUGUUUCUGUCCAUGACACGGCUUCAGGCUGGGUUACUCCUACAGGAGGCAUGGAGGAGAUAGUGUUUUUAAGAAAUACGGCAAAUUCAUUAACAGAACUUGGUUCGGGCUACACAGUUUGUGCCUGAUCAAGCUGUUGUUCGAGAUGGCGGAAAAUCUCUUCACGUUGCAUCUGUUCUGGAACCUGAAAUGAAGAGGCCCCGGACCCAUGAAGGAGCAGCAAAUGAGACGAGUUUUUCUGAAUAUAAUCAAGCAGCCUCUCAGUCGGCUGACCAGAGUCAAAUUCUUCUCACACAUGAUCAAAACCACCCUGGAAAACAUUCACUGACAACACAAGGUAGAUCAUCUGAUGGUAUUGGACCAACUAAUGAUCCUGUUGCCUGUGUUCAAAUUGUGACUUCACAAAAGUUUGAAAACCUGAUGUCAGUACACCCUCAGUCGAUGCAACUAGAAAAUUAUUUGUUCAAACAGAUGCUUCAGAGUCUAUCUUAGCUCAGAGAUCACAAGCUUCUGCAGCUCCAAAUUCUGAGCUUCUGAAUCCAGCAAACUUUGAAAUUCCAAUACACAUGAGCAACACUAAUAAUCAAAUGGCAUCAUCGAACAUGGCACCUUAUGGUUGGAGCUCUGCUCCCAAUUCUGCUGCAGCUAGCAACGAUAAUACCCAAUUGCUCUGUUCUAAUGGUUCUAACCCACCAUCUUCACAGUUUGGAUCAAAUGCCAAUAUCAUAUCUGUAAAACCAACACAGAUGGGAUUUGUUAAUGGAUCUAAUAUUCAAAACUCAAUAUUUCCGAUGGCUUCACAAAACCCAAGCACAAAUCCAGGUUCUACACAAGGGACUGGAAGUUGGACAGCAGUGCCUCAAGGAAACAUGAACAUUGGCUGGGGAAUGGUAGCUCAGAACAAUAUGAAUAUGCCUUGGGGACAGACUACUCAAACACUUGCAGAUUUUAACAUGUGUUCGGGGGUACAAAAUCAGGUAAAUCCUAUGGUGAGCCCUGGUUGGGCUGCACCGGCACCGGCACCGGCACCGGGAAACACAAAUAUGAAUGCAGAUUGGGUAGCCCCAGCAAUGGGUAACACAAAUCAAACUCCUGGAUGGGGAGCUCAAUUGCAGGGAAAUUUUCCCAUGAAUCCCGUUUGGGCCAUGUUUAUGCCAGGACAGCCAAACCCUAGCCCUGGCUGGGUAGCUCCUCUACAGCCAAACACAUGCCACACUAUGGAAACAUCUGCACAAGCCAUGAACAUGAAUCCGGCUUGGGGACCAGGACAAGGAAAUAUUAAGCCUUCAAUGAAUCCACCUGUUGGAAAUCCUCAGAGCUUUAGUAGUCAACCACCGCAAGUGAAUCCACCAGUUGGAAAUCCUCAGAGCUUUAGUAGUCAGCCACCCCAGGUGCAUCCACCAGUUGGAAAUCCUCAGAGCUUUAGUAGUCAACCACCCCAGGCUGGAGACAGACGUACAGGCCAGGGUGACAACCCGAGGGCCAAUGACUCGAGACAACCAAAUCCGAGAUCAUGGAACAGGAUGCAGCCUGGAGGAUCAUCAGCUCCCCCAAGAGUAAACACAGGCGCAUGCUGGUUUCAUGAGAUGGGGCACUGCAAGAAGGGAGCAUCAUGGAAGUAUUUCCAUUCAUGAUUUCAGAAAGAACCUAAAGCAUCUUUAUCUUAUUUUGUUUUCUUUAGGCCUAUUUCUGUAUGCAUUUAAGUUGUAUUUUGUGGUGCAUGUAAAAUUUUGAUGAAGUUGAAAGAUCUUAAAAGUUGUCACCCA
Zingiber officinale is the source of this 6174-nucleotide messenger RNA. RefSeq names its product zinc finger CCCH domain-containing protein 19-like. Lineage: Eukaryota; Viridiplantae; Streptophyta; Magnoliopsida; Zingiberales; Zingiberaceae. The transcript has 10 exons. Bases 125 to 4228 code for a protein of 1367 amino acids. The record is from RefSeq and is a predicted model, not a curated record. Gene Ontology annotation, molecular function: DNA binding; protein binding.